AUGUCUGCUCACACAACCCGAAAAAGAACCUCUUCAACUGGAAACGCUAUCACGGAAUCGGUGAAACGCCAAGUCAAAGAAGUCACUGAUACAGCUCAAGAUGCGGUUACCAGUGGUGCAUGGGCGUAUCCCAUUUAUGGAAUUUACUAUCUAGUAUCUCAUCCCGCUUUGAUGGGUCCUCUUCUCCCAACCAUCUUUAAAGGGGUACUCCUCUCUUUAGGUGUAGUUGCUGGUCUCUUCUUUUUCACUUAUCUACCUCAAGUCGCAGUCUUGGCAUUUGUUUCUGGACCUUUAGCUUUCGGUUUGGCUAUUCCAGUAGUCCUCGGUGAAGCUUACGUAGUAGUAAACUUCUUAACCAGAGCUUUAUUAGUCAAUCAAGCUGGUGUUGAUCUCUUCGACGCUGUACUUUUGCAAAAAGGACAUUCUGCCUUGGUAGAACAUGGAAGACAAGUUACUUCAGGUGGAAGUGGAGGAAAAUCGAAAGUAUUGGGAACGUUAUUGAUGAAACCUCUUUCGAGAUUCAGUACCGAUAACGUUGUUAGAUACGUUCUUACUCUCCCCCUCAACUUGAUUCCAGUCGUUGGAACAGUCUUCUUUUUGGGAUUCAACGGUUUCAAAUCUGGACCUGGAUAUCAUGCUAGAUAUUUCCAACUCAAGGGCUAUGAUAAAGCGAAGAAACAAGAAUUGAUUAAGAAGAGAAGAGGAGCUUAUACCGCAUUCGGUACCACAGCUAUGGUUCUUAACCUCAUUCCUGCUUUGUCCAUCCUUUUCACCUUCACCACCUCCGUCGGUGCUGCUUUGUGGGCUUCCGACCUUGAAUCAAAAGGUCGAACUGCACCUGAUGUCAAGGAUGCUGGAAAGGGAGCCAGAGAAGAAGUUGAUGUGAUUUUACCCAGCCCCGGGGGAUCAAAAGGAGGAAAAAAAGAUCUCUAG
This is a messenger RNA of Kwoniella shivajii, 933 nucleotides long. RefSeq lists its product as uncharacterized. Lineage: Eukaryota; Fungi; Basidiomycota; Tremellomycetes; Tremellales; Cryptococcaceae. The transcript is spliced from 9 exons. The record is from RefSeq and is a predicted model, not a curated record. Bases 1 to 933 code for a protein of 310 amino acids.